Molecule: messenger RNA, 4466 nt
Organism: Cherax quadricarinatus
Lineage: Eukaryota; Metazoa; Arthropoda; Malacostraca; Decapoda; Parastacidae
Source: RefSeq, a predicted model, not a curated record
AGUGCCAAGUGCCUGGUGAAGCUAUGAAGCUGGUACUCUCACUGUCCGUGCCAGUGUGUGUGAGUGCCUGUGGCUGCUCGCGCCGCUGACUCCGCUCCUCUCCACACUUCUAGCACAGUGACACAUCUUAUAUUCAGGAAUAUAAAUUGUGAUUUGACAAUGAUCCAAGAAGGACCGAGAUGUCGUCAUAAGGUUCCUCUCCUAGGCUCCAGUAAACUGAGGAUCAUAGAGAGCAGGAUGCCGCUGACUGAGGUGGUAGAGGAACCUAGUGUAUUCAAGCCUCAGGACGAUGCAGAGAAACACUGUCGCUGCUACAAAGGUGCUGCGGGUGCAGAUGGUCACACUCACUUGGUAGACGACAUUGAGUCUGUCUCCCUUCAGAAAUCCACCUACUACAGCCGGGUCUCCAGUGAGUACACUCAAAACCGGAUCGUUAAAGGGGGACUGAAGAUACCUAAGAAGGGCUUCAGGACUCUGAGAGACGAGUGUCUCAAAGCUAAGAAGCUAUACGAGGACCCAGAAUUUCCACCCAAUGAUUAUUCCAUUGCCUUCAAUGGUGUUACUCGCAGAUCCUAUGUUUGGAAGAGACCUCACGUAAGCCACAUUAUUUAUGGUUAUCUUGUUCUAAACGCGUUAAACAAAAUAUUUGACUUGCAGGAGCAGAAAAUUAUCACGCCCUUGAUCAAACCUCACCUGCAGAAUGCACUGGCCAUCAUGAAUAAAACUCUCUCUGGUGUGGCUUCCACUGCAGGAGUAACCUCCAACCUCCUGGGCAUGUUUCACCUUCCACAGAGCCUAGUCUCUUUAACCAACUGGAACCUUAGCAUGGCUUUUCCUGAGGGCAAGGCUGAGUUAAUUCGUCUGCAUAAUCCAUGGGGUAAUGAAACAGAAUGGAAAGGGUCCUGGAGUGAUAAAUCCCCAGAGUGGGCUACCAUCACUGAAGAGGAAAAGAAACGUCUUGGACUCACCUUCGAUGAUGAUGGAGAGUUCUGGAUGAGUUUUCAGGAUUUUGUUAAGAACUUCACAACUGUUGAAGUUUGUGAUGUUACCCCAGAAGUCUUUGAUCAUAAUAGUUUUGAUGAGGAAAAUGGUAAUGAAAAUCAAGUGGACCAAGUACAGAAGAGAUGGCAGAUGAUGAUAUACGAAGGUGCUUGGGCCUCCCACCAUAGUGCAGGAGGUUGCAGAAACUUUAUUAAUACAUUUGCAAGCAACCCACAGUACUCAGUCCAGUUGGAGGAUCCAGAUGUUGAUGAUGAUGAUGACCUCUGUACUAUAGUUGUCUCCCUCAUGCAGAAGAAUGUUAGGCAGCUGAAACGUUAUGGAGUUGACUAUGUCCCAAUUGGCUUCACUAUAUAUAAGCUACCGCCAGACAUGCAACCAGAACAAAAGCUCGACACAGAGUUCUUCAAGUAUAAUCCCAGCAUUGCCAAGGUGCCAUUCUUCCUUAAUUCUCGUGAGGUUACCACUAGGUUCCGUUUCCCUCCUGGUACUUAUGUUAUCAUUCCCUCUACUUUUGAGCCUGAAAUGACUGGAGAGUUCCUCCUCCGGAUCUUUACCGAGGCGAAGAGAAAAUAAUUUUUGCAAUAGCUUUAUCAGGUCGUUACAGUACUGAUUGACAUGUGAAUUUAGUGGGGGGUUUUCAAAUACAGAAAAAAAAAAAUUCGAGCCAUAAUUUUAGAUCACUGGAACAGAAAUGGACACCACCACCCUAGUAAAUUACCCAAGUCCUUCACAUGGUUUUUACAUAUGUAUAUAGUUUUAUAUCGAGUACAUAUAAGCAUUUUUUUUUUCCCCAACAUGCUGGCCGUGUCCCACCAAGGCAGGGCGACUUGAAAAAAGAAACACUUUCACCCUUAUUUGCACUAUCACUGUCUUACCAGAGGCAAGUUAUGACAAGAUCUUGUGCUGUUGUCCAUCAUUAAUCAAAUAAAAUGCUAAACCCUUAAGUGUCAUACAGCGCUGGCAUGCUGUUUAAUGGUAGAGAAUGGAGCAAAACAGAAUGACUUCAAGAGUGUAUCAGUCUGUAGUGGAAGGAAGGCGGGGUAGGGGUCGGCCUAGGAAAGGUUGGAGGGAGUGAGUUAAGGAGGUUUUGUGUGUGAGGGGCUUGGACUUCCAGCAGGCAUGCGUGAGCGUGUUUGAUAGGAGUGAAUGGAGACAAAUGGUUUUUAAUACUUGACGUGCUGUUGGAGUGUGAGCAAAGUAACAUUUAUGAAGGGAUUCAGGGAAACCGGCAGGCCAGACUCGAGUCCUGGAGAUGGGAAGUACAGUGCCUGCACUCUGAAGGAGGAGUGUUAAAAACUGUAGUGUAAAGCACCCUUCUGGCAAGACAGUGAUGGAGUGAAUGAUGGUGAAAGUUUUUCUUUUUCAGGCCACCCUGCCUUGGUGGGAAUCGGCAAGUGUGUUAAUAAAUAAAAAAAAUAGUAAAUAACCAAAACUAAAGUGGACUCUGUUAGAACUAAGGUUUUCGAGGACUACUUUUAACCAAUAAAAUUGAUAGGUUCUAUUUAAAUUGUAAUAAUGAGUAAACGUAUUUAGUUAAAAAAAAAAAAAUAACACCAUAUGUCUUCCACCUAGGCAGGGUGACCCAAGAAUUUUUUUUUUUUUUUUUUUUUCAUUGAACUGGUUGUAUCCCACCAAGACAGGGUAACCUAAAAAGAAAUGAAAGUUUCUUUUUAAAUUUAGUAUUGUAUACAGUAGUAGUAGUAGUUACUAGCCUCUUACUCUUGGCAUUUUAGUCACCCCUUAUGACACACAUGGCUUUGGCCUUAGAGGAAGAAUUCUGUUCCACUUCCACAUGGAAUUAAUUAAUAUAGGCAUGUAAAAGUGACAAGUGAUUAUUACACACAGUACAAUGUAGGCAGAAUGGCAACAAGUGAUUGCAUUUAUCUAGGAUAAGCCAACAAAGUCAUAUAGAUUUUUUUUUUUUUUUUUUUUUUAAGUCUUUGAUAUUGUCUCUGCCUCUCAUUCCAAGCCUCUGUCUGUCCAAUAGUAAUUGUAACUUGGAUAAAUUAUUAAUCAGAACUAAGUGCUAAACCCACAAGUCAUACAGUGCUGCAGGGUAGGGUAAACUGGAUAAAGUAAAAUUUCAUGGUAUUUGCUUUGUGCCAAACCCAAAUGUCUUUCACAUGCAACUGUCUAGUGAAUAUGUAUUAUUUAACCUUAGAUUACAAAUACUGUAAUUUUUAUAAAAGGCUUGGAGUGUAUCAAUAACAAACUUGAAUAUUGCUGUGCAAUAACUAUUAUUUUAAAUUACCUUUAGGAUUACAUACAAUAUAAUUGUGUGUAUUGUGCCAAAUUCUUACUGCUUCCUAGUCUCUGGAAUGUACUUGUAUGUAAAGUACUACAUUUUACCACCCACAUUUUGUUAAAUUUAGACUUGGGUAGCAUUUACUUGUCUAUAGAUGUGUAUACUAGUUUUGCUAUUUAAAAAGACAUAAGCCACAAUUUACUGCAGUACUUUACACACUAAUACUGUCAUCCCUCAUGUAGGGAUGAAAAUAAAAACUAUAUAUAUACAAUGAGUAAUGCUUUACACACUUCUCAAUGUAUUAUAUAAUUAUUAUAAUCAUGUGGAAGCACUAAACCCAUAGGAUUAUACAGCACCUGUGGGGAAUGGAAGGUAUUCAGGCUUAAUUCGGGGAACUGGAGCACAGACCUAAUUCCCUAGAUCAAGAGCCCCUCACCAUCAAGGAACUUCUCAAUGUAAAUUUAAUUUUGUGGACAUUAGUUUGCUAGAAUUAACACUGUUGAGUGCACAAGGAUCAUUGAGGCAGCAGUUCUGUAUAAUCACAUGCAGAUUAAAUUCUCUAUACAUAGUGAGAAAUAGACACCUCAUGUAUAUACUGUUUCGUUUAUCAGGAAAAGGUGUCUUACAUGGACCUAAGAUGACCUGUGCCAAUGCAUUGAGCAUGUGAACUGCACAUGUAGAAAUGUUAUGUACAUAAAGUAACAUUGAUUUAACACUUGUAUUUUGUGUGUAGAUAUAUGCUGUAUAUAUCUACAUACUAGUGCCUUGAAUGUAACUGCAGAAUUUUAAAAUAUCACUUUAGUAGAAAUGAGUGUAUAGACAUUUAUAAAUAUUGUUUAAUGAAAGUUAAAACCACCCUAUGCUUAAAAUUGUAAAUACAGUGAAUCUGUUUUUGUAAAGUAUCAUUUGGAACCAUAAACAUUGUAAAAGAGCAUUGUUACUAUUUCAUAUGUGCACAUUUAUUUUUCAGGAGUGAGAAUGUAUCUUUAAAUUACCUUGACUCGCCUUUUUUUUUUUUUCAGGUUAAAAGAUUGGUAUGAAAUAAAAUAUUUAAUAAAAAUCAUUUAAUGCAUUGUUCUGGUUGUUACUCGAGCCAAGAAAGGUAUCCCACGAACUUACUUAUCCCCCUGUACCUCGUAGCAUGCAAAAUGAACAAUCCUGAGUGUGGCACAAGUUUCUUAUGCUGUUAAAUAUACCAACCAGCACUGAAAAUUUUUAA